This is a messenger RNA of Daphnia pulicaria, 818 nucleotides long. RefSeq lists its product as uncharacterized. The transcript has 2 exons. The record is from RefSeq and is a predicted model, not a curated record. Lineage: Eukaryota; Metazoa; Arthropoda; Branchiopoda; Diplostraca; Daphniidae. The coding region runs from base 12 to 590 and encodes 192 amino acids.
UAGAUCAGUCCAUGGUGCGUAAAUGGCUUCGUUUGGUCAACGACCCUAAUUCGUCCUCAAUUAAGUUGAAAGACUUUUGGGAGAAGCAGCUUCUUGGACUGCAAAGAGAAGUGAAAGACGCGUUGGAGCCUCUCAUUUUCAUGCUCAAUUCGAUGCCGAGUGGCUGUGACGCUGAGUUACCGAUGACGACGGCUAUUCGUAUGGUGUGCCACGUGUUUUCUCAUCUCUCCAAGAUGCGUCGGUCGAAUGCUAUGCGCCAUGUUGCCCCCAAGUAUUCCACUAUGCUGAUUGAUCCACUUCUUUUCUCUACACGCGAUCAUCGUAAUCUCUUUGGCGAGAAAUUUAUUAAUGCCUUGGAAAAAGAGGCUGCUGCUGAUGUCAAGUUGGACAAAAUUGGACGCGCUGGCGGUCAGAAUUUUAGCCGUGGAGGCCAUAACAAUUUCCAAAAUCGCAGAGGCGACGGUCGUUCAGGCGGUGGCGCCAAUUUCAAGUCUGGUGGCGGCGGUUACAACUGGAACUGGAACAAGCAGCAGUAUUCCGGCAAAGGGAAGCAGUACAGCAAUCAGCAGUCUGGAUCCUACAAUAACUAGAAACGUCCGUUCCAGAAGAAUGGCAACAAUUAACAAGCAAUUCACUCCCCAUUGAUCAACACAGAUAAAAUUUUUUCUCAUUUUCAUAUCAUGUUUUUCAUUAUGUUUGUGUUCGCGAUAAUCAGAGCAAAAAGUUCUGAAGAGAAAGGGGACUGGCUAUAGCCGGCUAGGAGGCGGCGGCGUUGCCAGUUUGUGUUUUGUUUGUAUCUUUGGAGGAGCUAAAAUAAA